This is a messenger RNA of Phalacrocorax carbo (great cormorant), 518 nucleotides long. Lineage: Eukaryota; Metazoa; Chordata; Aves; Suliformes; Phalacrocoracidae. The record is from RefSeq and is a predicted model, not a curated record.
GCCAGCUCAGCAGCCGCCUUCCGGUGCUGCGAAGGCGCGGUGGGCGGUGGGUCCCGCCGAGCCGGGCCCCCUCCCCUUCCCCUUCCCGGGGCGGCGAGGACAAGGAGGACGAGCAGGACGAGGACUGCGAGGCGCCGCGUGCCGCCGCCAUGCUGAACAUCUUCCGCUCCAUCCCCACGGAGAUGGACUACAAGGGCCAAAAAUUAGCAGAACAGAUUUUUCAAGGAAUCAUUCUUGUCUCUGCUAUAAUUGGUUUUAUCUAUGGAUACAUCACUGAACAGUUUGGGUGGACUGUCUACAUAGUUAUGGCUGGCUUUGCUUUAUCGUGUUUGCUAACACUCCCUCCGUGGCCUAUGUACCGCCGCAACCCUCUGAAGUGGCUACCAGUCCAAGAGUCAGGAACAGAAGAAAAGAAGCCAGCAGACAGAAAGCCAAAGAGACAUGCUAAAAGCUAAAAAUGUAGUUUUUCAUGCUGUAACUUUGUUAAAUUUUGUUAAAUGCAGUUCCACUGGGAGAUA